Messenger RNA from Punica granatum (pomegranate), 828 nucleotides. Lineage: Eukaryota; Viridiplantae; Streptophyta; Magnoliopsida; Myrtales; Lythraceae. The record is from RefSeq and is a predicted model, not a curated record.
AUGUCUUGGGAAGAAGAAUUCGAUGAUUACUUCAUAACUGAUGAUGAAAAUAGUAUUUGGAUGAACUUCGACAGUUCCAUUGAGGAUGACAUACUCUUUUCAGAAGGUGCACCCCUCUACGAGGUCCGCAACUAUCCCAUACCCGACUUUGGGCUUGUGUGGCGGAACCGCCCUCCCCCUUUCGAUCAGAUUAUCUUCUCGAUCAACUUCAUUGUACAGUGUGCCUCAAGCACUAGUAGUCGGAUGGUUCAUGCUGCCUCCGUUAUAGACACGACCAUCCAAGUUACGGCCCGCAUCCUGCUCCAUUCCAAUGGCGAGGCCAUCGCCCCGUUUCCGUCUACCGUUGGGGUUUUGCCCGACAUGCACCGUCCGAUCCUCGAUCAGAUCUGCAAGGCAGCCCAAGCGAUGUUGGCGGAGCCACAUAACGCGUUGAGGUUAAUAUACUCCGUUAGGACAGUAAUACUUAACGGCAUGCCCAUUGCAGUCCACCAGGGGGUUUCUCCAUUCGAAGUGGAGCAUGGACUGGAAGAAAUUAUGCAUAUGGUCGAUGGCGAUCAAUUAGGCGGAGAUGCAGAAGAGGGGAAUCACUUCGAUGGAAACCCUGCCACGGAGUCUUCGAUUAGGGCCCUGAAGCGGGUCAGUUAUGCUCGGGACUGUGAAGGGACGAGCAGCGACUGCUCUAUCUGCCUGGAGGCGUUCAAGCCAGGGAUGGAGCUGACAGAGAUGCCGUGCUCCCACAUCUUCCACGGCGGUUGCAUCGAGAAGUGGCUGAAGCAAAGCCAUACGUGCCCUCUAUGCCGUUACAGAAUGCCAUGCGCGACGGGAUAA